AUGGACAAGGCCAAGGCGAAAAGGUUGAAUCAGAUGCAGAGGGAGAAAAGGGAUGCUAAGCGGUUGAACCACAAUGGGAACCAAGAGGAUAAGGAGCGGAAAGUGGAGAAGGCGGGCAGCGACCGACCGUACAGGAAGGCUCUCAGUUUACGUCCGUCAAUCUACGAAGUUCCCAUCGAAGAAAAGAACGUGUACGUCAAGGAGAUCGUCGAAUUGCUUCAAUACCUCACAGAAGUACUUGCCAUGAAUCCCAGUGUCGAAGCAACUGAUGGCUCAGGACUUCGAAGUCUGUAUUACUUCUUACAAUAUGUCUCAUCGAAAAGGACUGUCCGGGACGUACGAUAA
Molecule: messenger RNA, 345 nt
Organism: Marasmius oreades (fairy-ring Marasmius)
Lineage: Eukaryota; Fungi; Basidiomycota; Agaricomycetes; Agaricales; Marasmiaceae
Exons: 2
Coding region: 1-345 (114 amino acids)
Source: RefSeq, a predicted model, not a curated record